Messenger RNA from Podospora pseudocomata, 5443 nucleotides. RefSeq lists its product as uncharacterized. The record is from RefSeq and is a predicted model, not a curated record. NCBI's taxonomy places the organism in Eukaryota, Fungi, Ascomycota, Sordariomycetes, Sordariales, Podosporaceae. Gene Ontology annotation, biological process: protein phosphorylation. Gene Ontology annotation, molecular function: ATP binding; protein kinase activity. The transcript is spliced from 4 exons. Bases 1277 to 5443 code for a protein of 1388 amino acids.
AAACGUCAACAUUAGAAGUAGACAUACCCCACGUAAAGUGGGAAAUACGGUGUAAGCUGCUCCGACCACCUUCCCCGUCCCGUGGAUCAAGGUGUUCAAGUCAAUUGCGUCGAGUCUUCAACUUCUCUCACAAUGGCGCAAGAUCCUGCGCAGCAGCCUCCCGAGGACCCUUCAGCUGGUCAGCUGGUACUCUCACAAAAUGUCACCCCCAGUGAACCUAGGGAAUGGCCCGAGGCGAUCCCGCAACCUCACUGGGUGGAGAAUCCACCAAGGACCGAGUGGAGGCGGAUGGUCCGAUGGGGCAUGUGGCGGUUCCGUGAAACAGGCGAGCAUAUGAAUCUCAGCACCUUCCAGUUCCCUUGGUGGGCAGCAGACUUCCCCCCGUUCAUCCCGCCCCCCGGCAAGUACAAGGGCCCGAGAGUCCCGACAGGAUACAAGCCCGCCCCUGGCGGGAACGACGGGGAGGCACCGGCUGAGGACUUUUUCAAGGCGAACAAGUUUGAAAAAUUCACAGAGCUCCCACAACGGCUGACGGAUUCGCCUUUUGUGGCACAGGCCCCACGAGAAAUCGUUACCUUCCUCGAGAAUUACUACCGGCUCAAGUUUGUCAAGGUGCUCGGCUGGGGAGGUGAGGGCAUCGCGAUUCUUUUCGUACACUCAAGAGAGGAUGGGACGUGGUACUUUGUCGCCAAGGCCCCUAUCGACCAGGAGGGAAGGGAUGGUCUGAAGCGGGAGGAGGCUUUUCAGCGCAAGUUCACGGGCGCUCAGCAUAUCGUUCAGCUUGCGCCGCUGGAAUGGUUUUUACAACCUGAUUUAGAGGAUCUUGGAAUGGACCUGCCAUUACAGCUUGGUCUCGACAAUCCUCACCCGCCAGAUGUUGAGGUCGCCUCGGCGGUGAUGCUGUCGGAAUUCCUCCCGAGCGGAAGUCUUGCCAAGCUGAUCAACGCUUUGAAUCUGAAGCCGCAUCUGAAGCCGGUGCCCAACUACUUUGCCUGGAACAUCUGGCUCUGCAGUAAGUGAAUUUCUCGUUCCACGGUAGACUCAAAGGCACUUACCUUGCAUAUUAGUGGUGAGAUCGCUCGUGGAAUUCAAGUACAGCCCGCAAGAGAACAAAUAUGAUCCGGGCGACGGUUUCCCGGUAUCCAUCACAUUUGACGAUGUAAUAUCGGGAAAAAAAGACAACAUUCAUUUUGACCUUGAUCCUGCCAACUACAUAUUUGGUGACCGUGGGGUCGGCUGGACCGAUGAUCAACACUACAUCGCGCCCGUUCUCAAAAUGGCCGACUUUGGCGCCUCUGAGACUAUCGAACAGGACGUUUUGUUCAAGAAUCCGUUCAAGAUGUGGGGAUAUCGAGUCCGUGGCAAGUUCUCGUACUGGGCCCCUGAACAGUUCUCAGAAGAGUGGGAUUAUGUCGAGGCACUGCCACACGAUAUAUUACCUCCAGACCACGUUGUUGCGGGAAAAUAUUCCUGGAAGCUCAAUCUCUGGCAGGCCGCUCAGUCUAUGGUUACACUUCUGACGGGAAUGUACCCAGAAUCACCACCCAUUCCCACAUGGAUGGAAUUCGGUCAAGUGGAGGGAUGGGGCUACGGUGCCUACGCCUUGGAAGGGUUGAAGCCAUACGUUGACCCUCGCCUCACAAACAUCUUGGCGCGCUGCAUGAUGGAGAACCCGGAUCACCGACCUGAUAUCGGCGAGCUGCGAGGCGAAAUGGUGGCCAUAUUGGGACAUUAUCGACAUCUCGGGCAGCAAGAAGGUAACCCGGACGAGACGGACUGGCCAAGGAACUGGCACAAAGCUCCAUAUGAGGAGCAGACACCAUGGACAGAUAGACAAUUGCAUGCAUGGGUAGAUGAAGCUCUUUACCAACCCGCAUCGGCGCCAGCUCCUGGUGUCCCCCCUCCGGCAGACGACGGGGGACUAAGUCCAGCACAAAUGGAGGAUGCUCAAGUUAAAGACGUGCAACAAGAGUUGAGCGAGUCUCAGCGGGAAGAACUAUCUGACAAGUGGGCCGACAAGAAGAGCCAGGCGUUUAAGAAUAGGCUGGAUGCCAUGCAGGAGGCCCAACCCAUGAAGAUCUACGAGAGAUGGUGGAACCCAGCCCUGGAAAAGACAGAGACGUACAAACGGCAAAAGGAAUGGAAACGAUGGCUCAAAACAAGACCUCCAACUGAGCAAGAAGAAGUCGACGCGAUGUCUCAAGCUAAGCAACAGGCCGCUUUCGAAAGCUGGCUCGCCAGGAGAGUGAAGGACGAAGAACAGGAGAGGCGAUUGCAGGCCUACAUCAAGCACCGUGAUUGGAAGCGGGAGUUCAAUCUGCUCUGGGCUUCCAGGCCCGCCGACCACCCUCCAGAAACCUACUACUCCUGGGUGUUGCAGAUGGCCAAGAUGGAAGCCACUCGGCCACACACGGAUGCCUACAUUGCCGACUGUUUUGAGCAGAUCAACGACUAUGUCAAGCAGCAGCAUCAGGACAUGAUUUCCCAGCUCGACAAGAGGGCAGAGAGGCGUAUUGCAGAACAGCAAGAUAUCAUAAGACGAUCGGGUCAGCCGGAUCUGACAUUCCUGGAAAUACAAGUGAUAAGGCGUUACUACGAUGAGGACAUCCCGAUAUAUCUUCCCACGCUGGGGACCAGUCUCUCAAGGCGUAUCUACCGGCUGCAGAAGGAGAUCUUUGGCCAAGACUGGCAUAUUGGGAAGUCCAGUCAGAUGAUCAGCCCAUUCCGUUCGAUUUCUUCCCUGGUGAAUCAGGACAGAAUCGUACCGUACAAGCACGACGACAAUCCUCUUCCUAGCUCAAGCCCGCCACUGAGUCGCACUCCUACCCCGGAUCCCCCACGGUUGGAUCCUACUCCUGGCGGAGGAGGAGGAGGAAAAGGAGAUGACGAUGACGACGACGAUAGUGAUGAUGGUGGUGAUGGCGGAGCUGGUGGUGCAGCUGGCGCCAGUGGUCCUAGUGCAAGCGGAGGCGGUGGAAGAGGAGGAGCUCCUCCACCCUCUGUUAGUAACGACGAUGAUGGUGACGAUGAUGUUGGUAUGGGUGGCCGUGCUCCGGCGCCACAGCCACAGGGACCAGUGUCAAGAUUCAACCCAAAUGCUCCCGUCUUCAACCCAAGUGCUCCUGUCUUCUACCCCGGUCCGAGAGUGGCUCCACCUCCAACUGGUCGCCGUGGCGGUCGCCGGGCUCCACCUCCGACCGAUCGCCCAGCUCCCUCCGCGCCUCCACCCCCGCCUCCACCGGAGGUCGACCCUUACGAAGUCGAGUUUCCUGCGCUUGGUACGCCAGGCCCAGUUGUCCCUAAGCGUGUGGUCACCACCCAGAUUGGACAGAACGAUGUCAAGGACGCCAGGAGAGCGCGGCGGGCAAACAACCGAAAUCUCGAUCGCGUUUCUGAUCCAGGUGUUGGGCCUAGUACUGUUUCUGCAGCGGCCCCUCCGGCUAUCACCAUAACAGCCUCUAGUCCUACAGCUCCUCUAGCUGCUAGCCCUGCGGUUGCCAUCAUUCAGGAGCGGAUGCAAGAAAUGGGAUUGGCAGGGCCAGCAGCACCACCACCUCAGCACUUCCAGGCGCCCCAUUUUGGAAAUCCAAUCGUUCCUAUGCCGGAGGUGGAGAACCCCAGAUUCGGAGCACCCAUGCUGCCGCCCAUUGGACAAGCAGGAACGGGACUAUCGCUGUGGGACCCGGACGCAGCUCCAGCUCGAUUCGCUGGGCUCCUGCCGCCGGGCGUUCCGGUUCCGCCACAGUAUCGACAUCUUGCCCAGCAACAGCCUCUUCCUCCCGCGCCAUUUCCAUACGGCAACCCUCCCCAAGGCGCUUAUGGUGGUCCUCCAGUAGCUGGUUCUUCGAUACCUGGUCAGCAAGGCCGCCCCCGAGGACGACGUCCACCAUUUAAACCCGAACCUGGCAGAAACUCCAUGCCACUUCCAGAUGGAGGGCGCGUUGACCGUUGGGGAAAUUGGUUCCAUGAUCCACAGACAACACCCCCUUAUGUCUGGAGAGAUCCUAAGAUCCGACCUCGCUCGCCUACGCCUCCCCCGUCGCCGCUUGGAAUGGUUUUGCCCCCCUUCCCAAACUGGGACUCACCUUGGCUGGAUUAUGUGUACCCUAGGGACUACGUCGCUCCGCUUGUGAAUGGACAACCGCCGACGCCCAAGACGAAGUACGAUCAGUACCAGAAGCAGAGAAGGGAAGAGGCAGACAAGGUCAGGGAAGAGGGUGUGCGAAGGGAGAAGGAGAAAAAGGCACGUGAAGAGCAAAGGGCUGUCAUGCAGGCUAGACAUCAACAACGCUUGAGGGAAAGGCAGACACAGAACCAAGAUUACCAGCCUCCGGAUGAAGGCGAAGGCGAGAUUUCACCUAGGUCACUACAAGCCUUCCGAGUCUGGAAAAAGAAGAACAAGCGGGCGGAAAGAGUACAGGACGCGAGAAGGGAGAGGGUCCUGGAGCGAGGGAGGGAGAUUGAGAGGGAAAGACGAAUGGAAGAACCGCCUCCGCCCCCGCCGCCCAACUCACCUGACGCGUUGGAUUUCCAGAGAAGAUUACGAGAGGUCUUACAACGACGUGCCGACAGAGCGCAGGCGGCAGCAGAACCAAGGGCCACGAUAGCGGAUGCACAAUGGAGAUUGGAGAUGGAGCGUGACCAUGACCCCGCGAACAUCGACCGAACCAAGGUUGGUCCCCCCCCACAGUUACCCCCUCCUCGCCCGGUCACCCCCCUGCAAGGGAGCCCAAUUUCACCACCAUCACAAAGGGCUGGACGGUUCGGGCCUGUUGGUCAAGACCGCGUUGAACACGAUCCCGACAGUGAUAUGGAGGGCCGGCCUCCACCGCCGAGAAGGGAGCGCUGGUGGCAUACCAGAUCUCCAUACAACCAGGGAGGCCGCAACUGGAUGCAAUCUAGCUCGUCCGACGAGGAUGACAACACCAUUCUCAGAUCCCCAGGUUGGUUUCGACGAAGGCAACAACAAGAACGGGCUCUGGAUGCCAGAAGGCAAGGCGACAGGGUGCUGUCUGGUCGAGUCAGGCCCCAACCCGAACGCAAAUCCCUGCUCUCGCGCUUGGUAGACUUCAGCACGGCCAUCACGUCCCCGCCUCGGCCCGGACGUUGGGGUGUAAUCGGCGCAAUUGACGGAUGGUCGAGGAACCCGGGCAGAACCUCCAACGAGACCGGGAGCCCAUCGCGGCGGCGGAGGGACUCGGGAGCGCCAGGGCGGAAUCUAGGUGUGGAUAUUGAUGCACUGCCUCGGAUUGAAUCACGCACCCGGACGGCGAGACCACCGCCCGUACCGUUUGGGAGACUAUGGGUAUCGCUGCAGCGGCAGCAGCAUCGGCAACGUCAGAAGCAGCAAGGGAGUCAGCAGCAGCAGGGAGAUCAGGGCGUGGUUAUGACGGACGUAGAUAAAAAUAAUUCGAGCUCCACCAUCCGACCGCCGCGUCGUUGA